Molecule: messenger RNA, 441 nt
Organism: Cooperia oncophora
Lineage: Eukaryota; Metazoa; Nematoda; Chromadorea; Rhabditida; Trichostrongylidae
Source: the annotation of a GenBank genome assembly
GUAUGUAUCGCCACAUUUUCAGCCGCGAUAAACUGUCUUGUCGCUGAUGGCAAGAAAUUUGCCCAUCCACUCCAUCAUCUUGGUAAGAGAGAAAGUGAUUUGCCAUUGAUUGCGAUCGACUCUUUCCGUCAUAUGUAUCUAUUUCCAAACACAAACGACAUGACCCAUCCAGGAAAACUACGUCAGUUCGUGCUUGAUCUCCACAGUGGCAAGUUGCAUCGAGAGUUCCAUCAUGGUCCAGAUCCGGUCGUUCAGCAGGUCACUGUCCAACCGGAUGAAAUAGUUAGAUAUCAAAAAUAUAUUCAGAGUGGUAUUCCGCCUGGUUUUUGCAUGAGGAUUGGCUUUUUGGGAGAAUGUGCAGAAAAGAAAGGUCCUCUGGGAGUAUGUGCGGAAAGGGAAGGAAAGGCCUUUUUGGGAGAAUGUGCAGAAAGGAAAAUAUAA